Molecule: messenger RNA, 1097 nt
Organism: Anopheles coustani
Lineage: Eukaryota; Metazoa; Arthropoda; Insecta; Diptera; Culicidae
Gene: Sirt6
Product: NAD-dependent protein deacetylase Sirt6
Exons: 3
Coding region: 45-1097 (350 amino acids)
Molecular function (GO): NAD+ binding
Source: RefSeq, a predicted model, not a curated record
CACAAAUAAAGUCACUCGCUGAACGCCGAAAUCGUAUUCACUUGAUGUCUUGUAAUUACGCUGAAGGUUUAUCUAAAUAUGAAAACAAAGGAGUUCUCGGUGUCCCAGAAAUAUUCGACCCUCCCGAGUUGAUAGAAUCAAAGUGUGACCAACUGGCAAAAAUGAUUCUAGCGUCCAAGCACACCGUCGUCCACACCGGAGCUGGCAUCAGUACAAGUGCGGGUAUACCAGACUUCCGUGGCCCGAAAGGAGUUUGGACACUUGAGGAAAAGGGAGAGAAGCCUUCGGUGAAUAUUUCGUUCGAUGAAGCCAUUCCAACGAAAACGCAUAUGGCUUUGAAGGCUCUGGUUGCCGCUGGGCAUGUUCAGUAUAUUGUGAGCCAAAACAUCGACGGGUUGCACCUCCGCUCAGGACUUGCCAGGGAAUAUCUGUCCGAGCUACACGGCAACAUGUUUGUGGAAGUGUGCCUCAAAUGUCGGAAACAAUAUGUUAGAAGUACUCCAGCACCAACGGUUGGUAAAAAGCUGACCGGUAAUAUUUGUCGGGGGUCUGGAAAGCAGCUUGGUUGUCGAGGAGGCAACCUUAUCGAUAACAUCUUGGACUGGGAACACGAUCUUCCAGAGAACGAUCUUCAACUAGCCUUUAUGCACUCUGCCAUGGCAGAACUUAACAUAUGCCUUGGAACGACUCUACAAAUUGUCCCAAGCGGGGAUCUACCAUUGAAAAAUAAAAAGUAUGAUGGACGGCUAGUUAUAUGCAAUCUUCAACCGACCAAACAUGACAAAAAAGCAGACAUGAAAAUUUCCUCAUAUGUUGAUCUAGUAAUGGAAAAAGUUGUCAAACGUUUGGGAAUCGAAAUACCGGACUAUCAAGCAGCUGAAGAUCCUACGAAAAGCAUACCGUAUAGCGUGAGGUGGAAUAUCCCAGACAGUGUAGUAAAAACCAUGGAUAAACUUUACGAUAAAAUGAUUAAGGAAAAAGGAAAACUAAAGCGCAUGCAAAAUGACGACAAAGCGGAAGUGAAGUAUAACGCAAAGAAGCUUAAAUCAGAAGCACAAACCCAAGAGAUUGAUAAUAAAGAUAAUAAGAUCUGUUAA